AUGUCAGCCACUACAUCCUUUUCAAAUUUUUUACAUCAGUUAGAUUCUGAUCUGCACACACUUUCCUCCGAAUCAAAAAGGCGAAACUCUGAGAUUAAACAUGCGAGUGAUAAAUCCAUUGAAAUUCUGAAAACGGUGCAUAACUUCGAGGAUUUGACGAGACAUCCAGACUUUGUAGUUCCUUUUGUCUUAUCAUGCUCCUCUCGCAAUGCGAAAUUUACAUCUAUAUCCAUGCAAUGCCUUCAAAAGCUUUCCUCAACAAAUUCAAUCCCUAAAGAGAGAAUCGAAGACGUGCUGAACUCAUUCAUCGAAUCCACUCACUUAGCUGUAGAGAUUCAAUUGAAGGUACUUCAGAUAAUUCCCCUUUUUUUCAAGACCUAUAGCAAAAAUAUCACCGGAAAGCUCUGUGGUAAGAUACUUCUGUGCUGCUCGAGCCUUCUACAGCUUCCAAACAAGGCACCUAUGGUAGUUGGCUCCGCAAGUGCUACUCUUCAACAAUUGAUUAAUGACAUUUUCGAGCGUGCAGCAGCUGAUGGAGAUGAUAUGAUUGAGGUGGCUACAGGUAAUAAUACUGUGACGAAAGUUGGCUCAUUCCGUCAUGAUGCUAAUAGAGUCUUUGCCGAUUUAUGCAGUCUGAAUUCCACCAAUUACAACAAUGAGUCUGUACUUAACAUUUCUAGCAUCCCGGAGGAUUAUGGACUUGAAAUACUUGAAAGUGUUUUGAAAAAUCAUCAACAACUUUUCGAGAAUUGUCUCGACCUGCAGUUUUUAUUAAGGACCAAAGCUGUGCCACUUUUACUUAGAUCAAUAUCAUCCUCAAGAACGUUUUCUAUUGUUGUGAGAAGCGCUCGGUGCAUUUUCCUACUUAUCAAACGGGAGUAUAUUUCAAUUCUAGAGCUAGAGCUUGAAGUCAUACUAUCUUUGUUAAUUCACAUUUUGAAAAACGAAUCAGAGACUCCAUUUUGGAAAAAGAUCCUAUCCUUAGAGAUUUUUCAAAGUGUAUGUAAGGAUUUCCAGCUUCUCAAAGAAAUUUUCAAGGCAUAUGAUAGCCUACCGGAUCGAAAGCAAAUAUUAGCAUCUUUGUUGGUGGCAUUCGAGGAAAUACUUGCUCAAGAGGAGUAUAGUGGAUAUCUUAAAGAAUCCAAGAUUUUGGCUAGAGGAGAUAUGCCUAUCAUUUCCCAUGAGAGCUCAGUUGCCAAGAUCCAAUUCAUUGACUUGCUAGACAAGACCACAGCUCCUUUUGUUGAUCAGACCUAUAUCAUAUAUUUGAUUUUGACCGCUGCAAACUCUAUUUCGGUUGGGCUUGGAUCUGAUGCCUUGCUUCUCUCACAAAAGCAAAACAAUGAUAAAGAAAUGAAAGAUGCAAUAUCCAUGUUUAAUCUUUUGUUUCAUGGUUUGUUCGUUAUCCAUAAGAAGUUUUUAUAUGCUUCAACGUUGGAUACAUCUCUUUUUCACUCCCUCGUACGUGCAUUCCAAAAGCUUUCCCACACAUCCGGUAUAUUGGGACAGACAAACAGUUUGAACGAAUGCUUAAACCUGUUCGCAUUAGCUACCAUUCAAAAUACAAUUGUAAAUUCAGAAGUUGAAGAAGAGCGUGAUGGAACGUCCUCCAUCAAUGUCUCUGUAUUCAACAGCAUAAGUGAUACGCUAAUUGGUCAAUCCCCAAUACAUCGAGAGGAAACUGAAGUGAGCCCCUUUCAUUCUAGAAAUAUUCAGCAACGAAAUAUUAAUCUUUUUAGGGCAUUGAUAUCUCUUUCCGUUUCUCUGGGGUCUAACCUCAGCCCCGAUAGCUGGAGGUAUGUUCUUCUAACAUGGCAAUGGAUAUCAUACUACGUCUAUGGGCCUUCGAAAGAUUUUACUGAGGAAUAUUAUAGUAAAAAAAUCCCACCAGGCCCUCAAGUUUCAAAGUCGGAUGUACAUGCGAUAGAACUCAGCAUUGCGAAGUUUUUUGAUAGCACGCUCUCGUACUCUAAUUCCAGCUUUAACGUCUUACUCAAGAGUUUAGUCGAACAGUCAAGUGAAUGCUUUUCUCUUCCAAAAAACACUAGUGAUACAAACGGAGAGGGAUUCAGCCCAACUGAUCACAGGGCAGUUUUACAAUGCUGCGUUUACAAUCGUGUUUUCUUCGUUAUUCAAAUUGGAGAAUUGAGCACAUUCAACUUCAACCGCUUCGUCAAUGAGAACAGGGAUCGUGGCAAUUGGUCCUUAGUCACAAAUUAUCUGAUUGAACAAAUGGCCAAUCGACAACUUCCAAGUGUCACACUGCGAUUAGAGACAGCUGACAUUUUCACUGAUAUUAUAACCAAACUUGCUGAAGAGGCUUCUGAGCGCAAAUUGGAUGAUACGCAUUCUAAAUUCGGCGACGUUGAAGACCAACUACUGAACGCUUUAAUGAAAGUAAUCGACACAAUUAUGGGCCUGGGAAUAUCGAAAGAUGACGUGAAUAGCGGAGCAGCUAAUACCGAGUCAGAUAUACUUUUUCAAUCUCUUAGAACGCUUAAAGAUUUGCUGGACAAUUUCGGUGAUUCUAUGACACAUUCUUGGGAUACAGUCUUCCGAAUUAUAAAUUCUCCUUUCGAAAUUAUUGGAAUCAAUCCCGGUUUGGAACAGAAUGAUGAUGUUGAAGACAACUCAAUUAUUGAAGUGAUCAGUGCUAAACAGAAAAAUAUGAUUCAGAUGUCUUUCGACGUUUUUAAGUUGAUCUCUGACGAUUUCCUGCAAACUUUGCCACUGGGCGUGAUCAGAGAAGUAAUCGAUACCUUGUUGAAUUUCGUCAAACAGGAGAAAGAUCUUAACAUAUCCUUCUCAUCUAUAAGCCAGUUUUGGCUUGUAGGUGAUUACUUAAGGACUUGCAUUUCAAAGAGUCCAACAGAUGAUAGAGAAGAUCAAAGAAAGAAAUUUGCAGAGAAUGUCGAGAAGGGGAAGCUUACUGAAAUCAUCACAUCAGCUGAUUUAAAUACCUUCGACGUUUACAACGGUCUAUGGUUAUAUCUAUUAAAAAAAUUAGUGGCAUGCACUGAGGACAAAAGACUUGAAGUGAAGAAUGGUGCCAUACAAACAUUUUUCAGAAUUGUUGAUUCUCAUUCGAGUUGUUUCCCAUCUUGGGAGUUGAUAUCAAUCGAAGUAAUUGCUCCACUUCUUCAAGCAAAUCUGAAGGUCGAGGAUGCAAUCCAAACCAUGCAAUUUUUGGAUAUUAAACUUGAAGGACUUGUACAUUUGUAUCCAACUUACUUGUGCAAUUUCGAAUCUACUAAAGAAAUUUCACGCGCUUGGUCUCUCUUGAUCAACUACAUGCAAUCCCUAGUUGAAUUGCCAUCCUUUGACCUGAAAUUUAUAACCCUAAGCAACCUCAAAAUUUUACUUACUUCAGUACUGUCAAUUGACGGGCUACCAGAUGAGAUCACUGAGCAAUUCUGUUCGCUGUGGUUACAAUACAAUGUAAUUUACGGCGAUUAUUCAAAGUCUACGGAACCCAAACAGAAAACUAGUUACGAUUGCUUGCAUGAGCUUUUGAUGUGUUACCCACCGUUGCAUAAGCUUCUUGACCAAAAGAACCUACUGAACGUGGAGAAAAUCGAAAAAUUUCUGUCAAUCUUUAAUUCGGCUGUCCGUUAUCCACUUCUUCCGGAAUAUUCAAGCGAUAAAUCACGCCCGUCAUCGUUACAGCAGGCGGUAUUUGAUUCACUAAGAGUUUAUGAUUACAAUCAACUUCCGGAAAUUGAAUCACUUCUAUUAAAUCAAAUAAGUGCUAUUGUUAUUUUACCAUUCGAUACACUAAGCCGCAUCGAAACCAAACUAGCACCAAAACUAACAACCAAUUCAAAAGCAAGGAUUCCUUCCUUCGAGUCGAUAAGUUAUUGCUCUUGCAAAUAUCUCUUUGAAAGAGUAUUAAAAAUUGAACCUUUCACGGAGAGCUACAUAACAUCGAAAUCAAUGUGCAAAAUUUUGAGAAAUUUGAGAGAACCAGUGGUGGCAAAGUCGCUCAUUGGUGGGGGCCAGGAAGAAAACAGCUAUCUAUGGGUUACCUCAUCACAAUGCUUUCUCACGAUAGCAAGAAAGGUGUUGAGCCUGUAUGACGAUGAUAAGAUAUCUCAAGAUACAUAUAAAGAUAUCAGAACAGAAUUUAUUGAACUUUUCAUGUCAGUUGCGGUCGCUCCGCUAAAGCGGCUUACACCUGAAAUUGAUUUAAAGACAGAAAAAGAUGAUAUUUCUCUCUACAAUGAGUACAAAGAGUUGCUCUUACAACAUCUAGAUCUUGACGCUAUCACAGAAACACAUCUACAAAAUUUUAUCUCAACUGUUUGGUCAAGUUCUUUCUUUUAUGAAGUCGAUGAGAUAGAAGAUGCCAUUAUCCAUAAUGCAACUACACUCUCGGAAGUCGCUGAGAGGUUAGCUAAUUUCGAAUUCGAUGACAUCUUGGGUUCCACUUCAGAAUUGCAUAUCCUCAGUAAAUACAAUUCAACGUCUGUUUGUCUCCAAGAUUUGGUGAAUUUCACAAAAUUUGAAGGAUCGGGUUUUAUGAAGUUGAGAAAAAUAUGCGUGACCUUUUUGGUGGCAAGAUGCGCAUUUGUUUUGAGAAGAUAUAUUUCCGAUGAAUCCUUGAUCAGACGGGCACCUAUCGCCAAAAUCAGAAAGUUGGAAAUUGUUGUUAUUCUUGAGGGUCUUUCAGAAGUACUAAGGUUUCAAUCUUUAGUAGAAAAUGAAAACGGUGAUCAAAGGGAAAUUUUGCAAAGUAUGAAAGUAUUAUACCCACUAUUAUUGAAAACCAUGCCAGUUUCCAACAAAGUUGAAGGAUUACAACCAAUCGUGCAGAACCUGUCUAUAAAAUUUACCAAGGUUGUUCUUUAG
This is a messenger RNA of Lachancea fermentati, 4848 nucleotides long. The record is from the annotation of a GenBank genome assembly. Lineage: Eukaryota; Fungi; Ascomycota; Saccharomycetes; Saccharomycetales; Saccharomycetaceae.